UAUUCUGUCCAAAGACUGAAGUCAUUUAAUGUCGUAACAGAGCAAUCUGUGACUCAAUUUAAAAGCUCUUUAUAUUAGGUGGAUAUUUUCAAGUUUAGUUGAUUUAUCGGAAGACAACCUUGUGCAGCAUUUAACGGUUCUUGAUGAUAAGGUAGAUGAUAUGGCGAAGAAGAUUUCGCUAAAAAAAGCAAGAAAAAAUACGAGAAAACACUCAAACGGCGUAGAGAAGAGAAACAAUGGCAGUGAGGAGGAUUCAACUGACUCGCGCUUUGGUUAUAAAGCAGUUUUCUUCAGUAGUUUCGCUGCAAUUCUUGGAUUUCUGCUUCAAAGGGGAAUUUGGCAAAAUGAAAUGCUUCUGCCAGAUAACAAUGGUGGAUGGGGAAAAGCAGCAAUGAAGGACGAACAACUUUUUAACACCAGCCAAUGUGACAUCGAGAGGAGAUUCGCUGAAGAUUUAACCAAAGAUGACUUCGAAAAGAAUUACAGGUUUAGAAAACCGGUUUUGUUGAAGUUCAAGGAUGGAGCAGCAGGUUGGACGGAUCCGUGGAAAUGGACGAAAGACAAUCUCGUGAAGGAGUAUGGGAAAUGGACUGUAUUGAGUGGGACGUCUGAUAAUAUCGUUAGGUCUGGAGGAAACGGUGACCAAAAAUCUUCAUUCACUGAAUAUCUUAAUGAAAUUAUGAAUAAUGAAAAGUUAAAGAAAGAACCAUGGUAUAUGUUUGAUAGAAAUUUUUACGAAAGUUCAGACCUUCCCGACACAAUAAGACCGCCAAGCUACCUCAGGAUCACGGAUGAUGAUAGCAGUAUCUUUUUUCUCGGUGGUUCUGGGUCCGGGGUGAGCUUCCACAAGCACGCUGAUGCAUGGAAUGGAGUGGUUUAUGGACGCAAGAGAUGGUUUCUCUAUCCUGUGGAAUUCACUCCACCUGGGGGUGUUUGGCCAAGUUUUUCUCAGCGGGAGUGGUUCAACAAGGUUUACCCUACGCUUCGUCCCAAACAAAUGCCACAGGAAUGUGUGCAGGAAGCUGGAGAAAUCAUGUAUUUGCCUGAAUCGUAUUACCAUGGCACAAUAAAUAUUGGAGAUACUGUAGCAAUAGGGAUACAGAAGAUAGAAGCCACCACUAGAAUAGAGGCCAUGUCCUACCAGGCAUCAGGUCAGCUAGGAGAUCUUGUCAGGGAGGCAAAAAGUCCUGACGAUCCAUUGUUUGACCAAGUGGAAAAGAAAUACAAGAAAAUCGUCUCUAUGCUUCCAGCGAGUUCUGAGGCACUCCAUAAACUGGCCACUCUAUAUUUCCACCGAGGGAACUUUAAAGAUGCGAUUAAGGCUAUGGAGAAAGCUGUGGCUCUAGACCCUUGGUUCGUAAUCGCAAGAGUUGACUUGGCCAAGUUCUACGUAAAACUUCGAAGACCGGAGAUAGCAGAAAGUAUUCUAAAGGAAGCAUUGAAAAUCCAUCCCGAUAGUGCUGAUGGUAACUGGCAUUAUGCUUCCUUGAUCAAUGCCAAGGGAGAAUACCAUAAAGCAGCUAAAUUAUAUCGCAAGCUGAUAUCUAUGAAUCCGAACAAGUCUUUUGUUUACUUCCAACUGGCAAGCAUUUUGGAAAAUAUUGGAGAUGUAGAUGGUGCUAAGGAGGUCCGUCAGCAAGGGCAGGAUUUGGACGAAAGAAGACGAAAAAUGAAGAACACCAAAUAGUUAUUUUGAUGAAGUUAGUACUAAAUGAAUUUAACGAUGUUGAUAACACUUUUAAAAUACAUAAACCUCUUAGUGCGCAUUUUUCUUUUGAGCGAGCGUCAGUCAGUCAGUCAG
Molecule: messenger RNA, 1801 nt
Organism: Actinia tenebrosa (Australian red waratah sea anemone)
Lineage: Eukaryota; Metazoa; Cnidaria; Anthozoa; Actiniaria; Actiniidae
Cellular component (GO): nucleus
Molecular function (GO): cis-regulatory region sequence-specific DNA binding; protein binding
Source: RefSeq, a predicted model, not a curated record